Molecule: messenger RNA, 1368 nt
Organism: Perognathus longimembris pacificus (Pacific pocket mouse)
Lineage: Eukaryota; Metazoa; Chordata; Mammalia; Rodentia; Heteromyidae
Product: putative nuclease HARBI1
Exons: 3
Coding region: 278-1000 (240 amino acids)
Source: RefSeq, a predicted model, not a curated record
GCCGCCGGUUCCGGAAGAGGGCCUGUCGGGGUAGGGUAGGGUGGGUGGAGUGUGUGUUGGGAACUUGGCAGCCGCGGCGAAGUGGGUGACCGGCCUUCGCAGACUCUGAGUGACCGGCGCAGUCAGACUUCGAGAGAAGAUUAUAAAUGCCAGAGUCAUUUAACUGAUGGUUAGCCAUUGAUUUCUGACACCUCCUUAAAUAUCUUCUUGUACCAACAUCUUCAUUGGGAAGAGUUCACAAAAAGUACCACAUAGGGAGACCACAUCCACAUUUACUAUGGCUAUACCAAUUACAGUGCUAGACUGUGAUCUCUUACUGUAUGGUCGAGGUCACCGGACUUUGGACCGUUUUAAGCUGGAUGAUGUGAGUGAUGAAUAUUUGAUGUCCAUGUAUGGGUUUCCACGACAGUUCAUUUAUUACUUGGUGGAGCUCCUGGGAGCAAGUCUUUCUAGACCUACUCAACGAUCCAGGGCUAUUAGCCCAGAGACACAGAUCCUUGCGGCACUGGGCUUUUAUACUACAGGUUCCUUCCAGACUCGGAUGGGAGAUGCUAUUGGAAUCAGUCAAGCCUCUAUGAGUCGUUGUGUUGCCAAUGUUACGGAAGCACUUGUGGAAAGAGCUUCACAGUUCAUUCACUUUCCAGCUGAUGAAGCUUCCAUUCAAGCUCUGAAGGAUGAAUUCUAUGGAUUGGCAGGAAUGCCAGGGGUGAUAGGUGUGGUCGACUGUAUCCAUGUGGCAAUCAAGGCACCAAAUUCUGAAGAUCUCUCCUAUGUGAACCGCAAAGGUCUCCAUUCUUUAAACUGCCUGCUGGUGUGUGACAUUAGAGGAGCACUAAUGACUGUGGAGACAAACUGGCCAGGCAGCCUCCAGGAUUAUGCCGUGCUGCAGCAGUCUUCUCUGAGUAAUCAGUUUGAAGCUGGGAUGUACAAAGAUAGUUGGCUUCUUGGUAAGUUUGCAGGCGUAAAUUUGGUAUUUGUAGCUAUUGAAAAAAUUUUAUAAUAGAGAGCAUGAGAGGUACGGCCUGGCAAUAUAGUAAAUUGGAGGCCCUGAGUUCAAACCCCACUACUUAAAAAAAAAAAACUAAACAAAAUUAUGUAACCAUGUAGAAUGAAAUAUGAGACUCUAUAUACCUGAAUCUCAGUUCUCUCACUUUUUUUUGUGAGACCUCAAGUGAUAAGCUCUGAGCCUUUUCUCUUUUUUCUGUCAUUAAUAUUACUAUUUUGUGGGCUGAGGAUCAAAUCCAGGGCCUUACACAUGACAGGCAAAGGCUCUACCACUGAGUACACUACCAGCCCUUAAGCCCUAAUUUAAAAAAAACCAAAAAAACAUUAAAGCUGGGUGUGGUAGUAUAUGUUUAUAAUCUCAGC